AUGGCGGCGCAGGAUGAAGUUGACGUAUGUGAAAGUUGGGAAGAUAUGGACGAAAUUGGCUUAGACCAAAAGAUAAAGCUCAUGUCCAGUGUGCCACCCGUUACUGCAUUGAAAGGUUGCAAGGUUACAAACGUAAUUGUCGAAGAAAACGCCUGCAUUGGAUCUCAGUGCGUGAUGCCAGAACCAGCUAUUCGUAUACUGAAACGGCCUUCGGCGCUGUCGAGCGGGCAGUUGAAUGGGGAGAACAGAGCGCGCCCUGUCAAAACAUUGGAACAAAGACAGAAGGAGUAUGAAGAGAAGCGUCUACGUAUACUCGGCGAGGCGCGAAGCCCCGAGGACGUUAUCGACGAUAACUUAAGCCGGUUGCAAGAUAAGUUGCAAGCAAAUAAUUUAAAUGAUAAUCAUGGUGGUAGACAUAAGAACAAUGACAAUCACAACAAAAAAGAAAAGAAAGUCCUAGUGAGGCUUCCACCAGAGGCUACAACGGGGAUAUUUCCGUCACCCCUCCCCCCUGGAGUGCUAGUGGUCAGGACUCCCCGGUGUCCAGACGGCACUAAGGGGUUUGUGCGUAGGUAGCAUUACCAAUACCGAGGGACUUGGUCGUUGCCGUUUGUCAAUCAUUAUUGUUACGAUGUAGUUUUAUAUUUCUUACCUAGCUGGAUGUGUUACUCUGUAUACAAUCGUCAUAUUCUGUGACAAAGUGUUUUGUUCCUGUAAAAUGUGUAUUUUGUUUAAUGUGUGAAGUUUUUGUGGAAAUAAUUCUAUGCAAUUCAAUGUUGAUAAAAUAUAUUUAUUAAUUUAAGUUUCAAUUAUUGUAAUGAAAUGCAGCAUUCUUGUUUUAAUUUUUUUUAUAUUUAAAUCACACGCAAAAACUUCCACAUGAUAAAAAUACAGUUAAGGUUUUUCUUGUAGAAUAGAAUAUACAUUUUAAUAUUUAUAACUCAUGUCUGGGAACAAUUGUAGAAGUCAUAGGCUAGACAAUACUUUGGGUAAGACUGGCUACAAACUUGAUAAGUAAUGGCUCCUCUAUACCAGUACCGAUAAUAUUAUGACCACAAUAAAAUUAUUUUGUAUUACACACUGUAGUCAGGCUACAGAUUGCAUUAAUCUAAUUAAGGGAUAGGUCAAUACGACCUAUCUCUUACUAUUUUACUUAUGGACAAAAAAAUUGCUAUCUCAUUGUAUCACGCGAUAAAAAGGUGAUAGUAUUAUUUUCGUACGUCAGUGAAAAAGACAACCACCAGGAUAUAGUACAAACUAUUACAGAUUGUAUUACAAGAUAAAAAACCAAAAUGGUAGAUUUUCUUUACAAACCUGUCAUUUUGAAUUCUUAAGAUCCAUUUCUAUGGUUAUAUUGAAGGCAGCCUUUAGGUAGCAUAAUAUGCAGGAUAUUUCUAUGUGCCUAAUUCCCAAAUU
This is a messenger RNA of Aricia agestis (brown argus), 1416 nucleotides long. RefSeq names its product SUZ domain-containing protein 1. The record is from RefSeq and is a predicted model, not a curated record. Lineage: Eukaryota; Metazoa; Arthropoda; Insecta; Lepidoptera; Lycaenidae. The coding region runs from base 1 to 576 and encodes 191 amino acids. The transcript is spliced from 3 exons.